Notodromas monacha is the source of this 3974-nucleotide messenger RNA. The record is from the annotation of a GenBank genome assembly. Lineage: Eukaryota; Metazoa; Arthropoda; Ostracoda; Podocopida; Cyprididae.
AUGCGUUUUAGCGCCACUCGAUUCACUGCUGGGCGUUUCAUCGCCACGCUGUGGAUCGUCGUCGUCGUUGGCGGUGGUUCGUCGUUGGGUGUCGGGAGUGCGGAAGCGAAGGGGGAGAAAGUGAGUGUCGAUUGGCUCGAAGCGUUGGACGAAUUGAACAUCAAGGAAACCUAUCCCGAGCUGCUUCGGUUCUACUGGGCCCCGUUGAUUUGCCUGGGCGUAGGCUUGGCCUUGGUCAUUCUACUUCCGUUCUCCUGUCUCGUUUUCUUCCUGUGUCGAGCUUGCGGCAAAUGCGGCAAACGAGCCUACGAUAUUGAGGAGUUUGAGGAGAAGGGGGAUGCGUGCAAACGCGGCUUUCUCAAUCUGCUGCUUCUCGUGGUCAUCGUUUUCCUGGCGUUUGGAGCUGUGGUCGUUCUCGUGAAUGCCCAAUUUGUUAAGGAAGGCUGCGACGAACUGCCGCCGAAAAUGCGAGAUUUUGUAGACGGGAUCAACACGUACAUGAACAGGAGUGCUCGAGAAGCCCGAGUUCUCAUGAUUGACAACUACAAAGAUGUUCAAGACAGACUCUUUUCUGAUCUCGAUCGCACUGGGUUGAUUGUGAGAGACUACAUUGUCAACGUUUCGGGAGCGUACGCUGUGGAUGAGUUGGCAGAGAUUGCGGACGUUAUUCCGAAAAUUGGCACGGAGUUGGAGAAUCUGCAGAGGAUGCAAAGAGACGCUCAGACGAAACUCAGGGUUUUAUCGACGGGUCUGAAAGAAUUGCAAAGGACGAUGGAGGAUUUGAGGCGGUGUCCGGAAAAAAUUUGCGACUCGCUUCUCGCUCAGUAUCCGCUGGAAGAUUUGCUGGUUACCGACGAUCUUUUAGAUCUACCAGAUUUAACCGGAAUAAUAGGAUCAGUGGAAGAAUUGGUUGAUGAAGGAAUUGUGAGACAUGCGAGUGUGGGAAGAGCUUUACUCAACUCGGUAAACAAGACUGUGCAAGAUCGAGUCGAGUCUGUCAUACCCAGCAUCAAAGAGAAACUGAAAGAAAUCGGCGAUUCGAUCGAUCGCUGGUAUGCUCACUUGAGGUCUUCGCUGGUCGACGUCGACUUCUCUUCUACUGCCGACAGAAUCAUUGAGCAGACUGAAUACGUGGUUGACAAGGUUCUUCCGUUGGGGGUUUAUGUGACGAUUGGGAUGGCGGGUGUAGUCAUGCUCAUCACUUGCAUUUUGCUCAUGGGACUCAUCUUUGGACUCUUCGGGACCCCGGUGCAUCACUAUUACGGAGAGGCUCAUUGUUCGCGACGAACUGGUGCCCAUUGCUACAUUUUCGCCGUUUAUGCCAUGAUGUUGGUGCCGAUGGUCGUCAUGCUGGUGGCGACGAUCUUCUUCGCCUUCGGUGCUGUGUCAAGCCGCAUGGUUUGCACGACGCUGACGGAGUUUCCCGACAACUCUAUUACCGAGGCUCUCAAUCAGAUCACAAUUGCCAAAACCGUUGGCAGUCGGACGGUUGAAGUUCAUCUGGUCGACCUCAUGAAACAUUGCCAUAGGAAUCAAAGUAUGAACGAUGUGUUCAAUUGGGGAGGAUUGUGGAACAUGGAUAACUUGACCAGCCUACCUGUGAAGAAUCAAGUGGACAAAAAUAUUUUAGAUUUUAUCAGCAAAAUCGAACUGCCGAGACAACCAUUGCGACUCAUCAACGAAACAGCCAAGUCGCAGUUGGCGAGGUUCACGGAAGUUCAGAUAUUCGCUCUGAACAUCGAGCUAUACCGAUCACUGCCAUCACGCAAUCUCGUGGAAGGAGACUUGAAGAGGAUCGAAACUGCCGUUAAUGAUACUGCUGAGAGUCUCGGCAAAUCGGGACAUCAUGAAUGGGAAGGGAAGAUGUACAACUUGGCCUUUAGAUUAGAAGCGCAGGAGCGUCUGUUGAGUGAAACGCAGCGCUUGUUGUCGCUGAUGGCUACGAUUGGUGAUCAACUCAUCACUUACCUGGAGUACAAAAACACGCCACUGCAACUGGCUGUGGAGACGAGGGUUGAACUCGUUGCUCAGAGCCAGGAUCGCCUGAAUGCACGUAAACCGGAAAUCACCAACAUGGUCCGGCAAAGAUUUUCCGAAGAUCUGAAGCAGGUUCUGAAUGAGACGAUUUCGGAGAUGGUGCGUGCGCUCAAGUCGGAUUUUGGGCGUUGUGGGCCGGUGAGCAAAGCUUACAACACGACGGUGGACACGUUCUGCGACAACGUGAUGCUUCCUUUCAGCGGCGUGUGGGCAGGUUUGGGAUGGUCGGUUCUGCUCUUCAUUCCAGCGAUCAUCUUCGCCAUUUUGCUGUCGGCACUGUACGCCAGGAUCAAGCAGGAUCCCCGCAUGGGGUACACAGAGUCGGAGUACUUCUACGAUGCCUACAGCGACCGGGACAAUCUUCCGCUUGCACACGUGGACAAGAAAGACAGCAGGGCGGCUGCGGCGGCGAGCUACGCCCAGCGUUUGAACGCGAGUAGUUCGAAUCAGCACCAGGCCAGCACGUCCAACGGACCCGGGUAUUCCGCCGUUGCCGGUUCGCGCCUCUCCUCCGCACCCCCGGCCACCAACGACGAAUGGCUGGACUUCCCGAACGGCGGCCCACCUCAGUACUCGAGCAAUGAUCCACGCCUGGGCCCCGAAUACGAUCGUCCUCCACCGUAUUACUACCCGGGACCCAAAUUUGAUAUUUAUCGGAAGGUGCCGAAGGAUUUGACGCAACCUACGUUGACUGGUGCAGUGAUCUCAAUAUGUUGCUGUUUAUUCAUGGCGGUUUUAUUCAUCUCGGAGUUUAUGUCUUUCAUCUCCCCAGAAAUUGUUUCAGAGCUGUUCGUUGAUAAUCCUGGAAGUGCGGAGGAUCGAAUUCCAGUGAGAAUCAACAUUAGUCUUCCCCGGUUGCCUUGUCAAUAUGUCGGUUUGGACAUUCAGGAUGAAAUGGGUCGUCACGAAGUUGGCUUUGUUGAGAACACAGCAAAAGUUCCAAUAGAGAACAACGCUGGUUGCUUGUUUUCGUCUACUUUCCACAUCAACAAAGUCCCUGGAAAUUUCCACGUGUCCACUCACUCUGCGAAUGUUCAGCCGGAUGACAUUGAUUUUGCGCACACAAUCCAUGAGGUUCGUUUCGGGGAAUCUCUGGAUAAAACCCGUGGUGUUUUGGGUGCUUUCAACCCCAUGUCGAACUUGGCGAAGCUUGAUGCUAACGCACUCGAAUCGCACAAUUACGUUUUGAAAGUCGUACCAACUGUGUUUGAGACCUCGCGAGGAGAAUCCUCCUUGUCUUACCAAUAUUCCUACGCAUAUAGGAGCUUUGUGAAUUUUGGGCAUGGCGGUCGAGUGAUUCCCGCGCUUUGGUUCCGCUACGACUUGAAUCCAAUAACCGUGAAGUAUCACGAAAAACGGCCGCCGUUUUAUUCCUUCCUUACCACGGUGUGUGCGAUCGUUGGAGGAACGUUCACGGUGGCUGGUAUCAUCGACUCGUGUAUCUUCACGGCAUCGGAGGUCUUGAAGAAGUUUGAAAUCGGGAAAUUGAGUUAAUUUUUUGGAAGUUUGAAGAUGGGAUUUCCGAGUGUAUAACUCACGCCAAAAUAUUGAAAAUCAGUGCAGCGUUUGUUUUCUUGCCACCUGCGUCGAAAUCCCGCAUUUCCAGCUCGGAUCACCGAUGCGUUUUAUUUUUGAAGCUCGAAAAGAAUAUAUGUUUUGAGAGGAUACGUUUGCAUAUUUAGGGACUCACGGGUCUGGAAGCUGUGACUUGAGCUUUCUUUUGUUGUUGUUGUUGUUGUUGUUCGAGCUCUGUUUUAUGUGUAAUUUUUUCCUCAGCUCUCUGGAAAAGACACACUUUCGUUCUCUAUCCGUUUGUGCGAGUGUUUUGUUGUCCAGUUGAUUUUUGUUUGCCGAUCACUGAAAAAUUGUACUUUCACUUGCGUGAUUUUGGGGGAGUGGAAUUGAAAAGAAACGACUGGGUCGUUUUCAGGUUCUUG